AUGGUCACAUUUGUGGAACUCAAUCUCCAGUUCAGUGAGCUCCCUUCUGUAAGAACCCAGGCUGACUUUCACGAGAAGUGGAUCUAUGCACUCAGUCGUCUAGCAUUUGCCCAUCUCUUGUCAGAAAGACUACAGGACUGCUGGGUGGAAAAUAUGAAACUAAACCUCAAUCUGACCAACAGCCUCAAAGUUGACGCAUAUAUCUUUGACACUGCCCCCUGGCAGAUUUCAGCAACUGACAUGAUAGGCAUAGUCCUCGCAGGCUCUCAGACUGGCAUCCAGGCCCUGAGGGACACCCAGGCAUGCCUUUUGGCCCGGGCGGUGCCAGCUCUGAAGCUCCAAUCCAGGGCUGUUUUCUCUUGGCUAAGCAUGCGGAUCUCUCUUUUGGCAUUGGCUUGCCUGAUCUAUCCGCUGGUGCUGGUGUCUUUCAAGCAGAUGACGGAGUGGAUCCAGAGCUAUGCAUGCAACCUGCGAAAGCGGUCCGAGACCCUAAAGCGCCAAAGGCAUCUUGCAGAGGACCUCCUGCACCAGAUGCUGCCCAAGACGGUGGCCAAACAGCUAAGACAGCAGAAGCAUGUGGAGGCAGAGAGCUACGAGAAGGUGACUAUUUUCUUCUCUGAUAUUGUUGGUUUUACCUCUAUCUCGGCCUCCUGCACCCCUCUGCAAGUGGUGGAGAUGCUGAACAAUCUGUACAUGUGCUUUGACACUCGCAUUGACUCCUAUGACGUCUACAAGGUGGAGACGAUAGGGGAUGCUUACAUGGUGGUGAGUGGGCUACCGGAGAGGAACGGUGACAAGCAUGCUGACGAGAUAGCCAAGAUGUCGUUGGACCUAGUGGCGGCCGUCAGACAGGUGGCCAUCCCCCACAUGCCCAACAAAAGACUGCAGCUUCGAGCAGGCAUACACACAGGUCCAUGUGUUGCAGGUAUUGUUGGCUACAAAAUGCCCAGAUACUGUCUGUUUGGAGACACUGUCAACACAGCCUCCAGAAUGGAAUCCACCAGUCUGCCUCAGAGGAUCCAUGCCAGCUCAGCCACCUACCUGGCCCUGAUGAAAGAUGGGGCGUAUGAGCUUCAGCUAAGAGGAGAGAUCGAGGUCAAGGGUAAAGGCAAAAUGAACACAUAUUGGCUGAUUGGACACAAGAACUACAGUGUUCAGAAUGACAGCUUGGUGUGUCACUGGAAUCCCAAUCUAGCCCGCAAGAAGAAGACCCUGGUGGGCAGUGACAUAUCUAUGGCGAAUUCCUGUGUGACAGUACAGAGCAUCAGUGAGAACACUACCACUCCCGUGCCCCAGGGCUCUGAAGCCCAGCCAGGGUCCCUGUGUGUGUCCGUGUCCGCCCAGGUGGAGCACUGCCCCAGCAGCUUUGGCACCCUGGGCUCCAUGAUUGGUGGCCUACAAGGACUAGAGAGCCCCAGACGGGGGAAAGACCAAGAGGGGACAGGAGGAGACAAACCAGACCUUCUGCCUGGAUCUGUAUGCAUCCCUCAUAUCUAAUGAAGCGAUUGGAUAGUGAGACAGAAACUAAAGUUCAUUUGAUUUUAAAAGCAGUGGUUGAAAGCCUGAAUUGUUUUUGUUGAAGUAUAAGUUAUUUUAAGGAUUGUGUUGAUUUUCAGUAUGGGAACAAACCUGUAUUAUAACUUAUUACUAGUUCAUUUGACUGUUUGGUUAGUUGAGUGUUUCUCAAGCUAGGAGUCGGCAGACAUUCUAGCUGUUAGUGUUGGAGCAGUAACCAAAAGGUAACCUUGUAAAUUCAGUAUUUGUGCCCUUAAGCAAGGUAUUUAAACAUUGUCAGUCUGUAUGAAUGUGUCUUCUCAGUUUCAAAAAUGUAAAUCUAUGGUCCAAAGUGUAACCUUUUUUCUUCUUCUUGGUAAUAUUGCUCUGAUAUUUGAACUGCCUAUUCCUAAAAGAUAACAUUCUCAGGAACGCAUAUUUCCCUCUAUUCUUAAGCCCCAACGUAAUCAAAGGAACUUCAAACCAUAUUUCCUAAAGUUUGAAAUGCAGUCAAAAGAUAUUGUCAAAAGGAUUAUAGACUAACAUAAUGUAUUGUGUGUGCAUGUUGAGCGUGUGACCUUUUUGUUAGAAUAAAAAUAUUUUGUCAUUUAUUUCA
This is a messenger RNA of Esox lucius (northern pike), 2110 nucleotides long. RefSeq names its product receptor-type guanylate cyclase gcy-4. Bases 1 to 1497 code for a protein of 498 amino acids. Gene Ontology annotation, biological process: receptor guanylyl cyclase signaling pathway; intracellular signal transduction; cGMP biosynthetic process. The transcript is spliced from 7 exons. Lineage: Eukaryota; Metazoa; Chordata; Actinopteri; Esociformes; Esocidae. Gene Ontology annotation, molecular function: peptide receptor activity; guanylate cyclase activity. The record is from RefSeq and is a predicted model, not a curated record.